Molecule: messenger RNA, 792 nt
Organism: Helianthus annuus (common sunflower)
Lineage: Eukaryota; Viridiplantae; Streptophyta; Magnoliopsida; Asterales; Asteraceae
Exons: 1
Coding region: 1-792 (263 amino acids)
Source: RefSeq, a predicted model, not a curated record
AUGAUUUCGGAAGAUGACAACGGCGACCGGAAUAUUCCACUCAACACGACGGAAAACAAUCACAACACCGCACCGGCAGAUCACGACAUCCCGUACUGCUCCGAAUUCGUUCCACCGGACUCAUUCUGGCUCUCAAAAGACUCUGAAUUUGACUGGUUCGACCGUAACGCUUUCUUAGAGCGCAAGGAAUCAACCAAAGGUAACUCCAAAACCGCAAGCUACUCCAGAUCUAACUCGCAGAAGUUUUCUGUCAAUUUGAAAUCUAAACCGGCGAUUAUCGGUUUGCCGAAAACGCAACGGAAUACUCACGUUGACUCGAAUCGCCGGCAGUGUAAACUGGCGACCGUACGGAUGUUUCCUAAGCGUUCAGGCUCCGGUGGACGUACGACGGUGACGGAGCCGUCGUCACCGAAGGUUUCGUGUAUCGGAAGAGUUAGAUCGAAACGGUGCGCUAGCCGCCGUAGAGCUGCUCAAUCGACUAAACCGGUAACGAAACCGGUAAAUCAAACGGAGAAAAGUCAGAAAACCGGAAUUAUCUCGAAAAUAACGGCGUUAUUCAGGUCUGACGGUCAACGCCGGAGAAAAGACAACAAAUCGUUGAUGAAAGUAACGGUACAAACGGAAAAUUCUUACUCGAGGAAGAAUAACGUGACGGUGAAGCCGGUGAACAGUGAACCGGCGUCGCCUCCCGAUCCGCCGGUUUUAGGAGGUAUGAACCGGUUUGCUUCCGGUCGCCGGUCGGUAAACUGGACCGAUGAGAUUGAUGUAGCCGGUCGCCGGUCUACUGGUUGA